Naegleria fowleri is the source of this 3054-nucleotide messenger RNA. RefSeq lists its product as uncharacterized. The coding region runs from base 1 to 3054 and encodes 1017 amino acids. NCBI's taxonomy places the organism in Eukaryota, Heterolobosea, Eutetramitea, Acrasida, Naegleriidae. Gene Ontology annotation, cellular component: mismatch repair complex. The record is from RefSeq and is a predicted model, not a curated record. Gene Ontology annotation, molecular function: ATP hydrolysis activity; ATP-dependent DNA damage sensor activity. Gene Ontology annotation, biological process: mismatch repair. The transcript has 2 exons.
AUGAGCAGCCCUUCAACGUUUCAGAGUACUGGUGGUGCUCCUACGAUCGGAUCAGCACCAACUGUUGGUGGCUCAUCAUCAACACCCACGACAUCAACGACGACAAUAAAUUCAUCCAAUAGCAAUAACAAUCAUAAUAGUGGCCCAAUCAAAAAUACCAAGAAACCAAAAUCUUUACAGAUUGUUUCUUCUCCUCCGAUUAUUAAAAAACUGCCUGAUGAUGUGCAACAAUUUCUCAAAUCGGGAACCAAUAUUGGAUGUCUUUCGGAUUGCAUUAAAGAAUUGGUGGAAAAUGCAAUCGAUGCUCAUGCAACGAAUAUUGAAAUUUUAUUAACACAAUCGGGAUUUACUUCCAUCUGUGUCAAGGACAAUGGAGAUGGAAUUCCUCAAGAAAAUUUCGAUACAUUAUGUAAAAGAUAUUACACACACAAAUAUUCGGAAAGUCACAGAGAUGGACAACAAUGUGAUUAUUUGGGAUAUAAAGGAGAGGCUCUCAACAGUAUUUGUAAUAUCAGCAAAGAUAUACAUGUAAAAACAAAGUAUGGAGAUAAUGAUUCCGAGUUGGGAUCUCAUAUUAUUUAUGAUAAGAGAGGAGAAAAUCUAUCUGUGAAUUCUAUUCGGCACUCGAAAGGAACAACAAUCGUUGUGAACGAAUUAUUUUCUGCAAUACCUGUACGAAGAAAAUGUUUUCAAAAUGAUUUGAAAAAGCAAUUGGAGCACACUAUUACAAUCUUGAAGCGAAUUGCUCUCAUUCAUUUCAAUAUUCGAUUUUUAUUGAAAGAUGGUGACAAGACUCUAUUCCUCAAACUAGCAAACAUUCAAACGAUGAAAGCAUCACUUCAAGCGGUAUUUGGAGCUGGAAAUAUUUUUGAACAUUUAUACUUUUAUGAUGGAGCAUUGAAUACAAAUACAGCAACAGCAACGAUUUCAGCCACGCACGAUACACCAAGCACAAAUGGAGCAACAUUAACAAGUAGUAGUAGUAGUGAUAACAGUGUUGUUCACACCAAUAUCAACUCUUCUUCUGAAAAUGCACUGCCUCCUUACUCGAUUCAAUGCUAUGUACCACUUUAUGAAACAAUUGCAAAAUCGAAUGAUACCACACUAAGUCCUGAAGAAUUAACCCCUCUAAAAGACAUUACAAAAUUUGUCUCAACAACAAAACCUCACAUUUAUGCCAACAAUAGAGUCAUUCUGGAAUACAAAGAAAUCCAGCAAGCCAUGAAAGACAUCGUUUCAAAUUUCUUCAGAAAUCAGAAGGGUGUUAGUUCCAAUCUAUUUUACAUUUUGAUCAUUCGAGUAGAUUCCCACUAUUUUGAUGUGACCAUUAAUCCUAACAAAACUAAAAUGAUCAGCUCCUUAGAUGAAGCCAUUAAAAAAGAGCUUCAAACAAAUAUCAUCAAACACUAUGCAGAGGAAGUGAGAAAAUUCAAAGAGAAUAAUUCAAUCAAGCUGUUGAGUCAGGAUGAUCCAAAUAUUAUUGAUAAUUCCAAUGCUGUGCUCAAUGUUUCAAGAAUAUUGGCUUCAUCACCCUCCAAGAAUAAGAAUCAACCACCAUCUUCCUUAAAUAGCUCACCGAAUUCCACAACAUUGUCUCUUUCAUCACCACCACAACCACAACCAUCAUUCCUGAAUGAUACUACACCACAGAGUAGUAGAAGAUCAGACGAUUCAUCAUCACCACCUCCUGCUAAAAGCAGCAUUUCCAGUGGUUGUAGUGCUGUUUCAAGUGAUGGUAGUAGUGUUGGUGGUGGUGGUGGUGGUAAAAACUCAUUCCAUCAAAGCAACACUAGGACCACCACCACCACUACCACCACUCGAGAUGGCUCUCGACAAUUAACCUUAAUUUCAAGUUUUUCAAAACAAAACAACUCGACACCUAGUACAAGACCACCUCAGAGAGACAUUCCUCUCGAUGAUUCAUUACUGGAUAGUGUUCAAUCUUUGGAUGAAAUCUUUGGUUCUCCCAUUGUUGUUGGAGGAGAAGGAGUGCCAAACAAGAGUGGUAGUGGUGGUGAUGGAUCAAAUCAGAGAGAACCAAACAAGACAACAAGGAGUGAAUCACAUCGAUCAUUUCAACGAAAUCCCAAUGCUAUGGAAGAUGACGAGGAUGACCACUUGUUGCUCAACAAUGACCAUCGAACAACCACCACUUCUCUGACGAGUAAGCGUGUACAUGCUGCUGAUUCUCGACAUUAUUCCUCGCCUUCUUCUUCUUCAACAUCUGUGUCAGCACCGCCCUCUUGCAUCUCUGACAUUAACAACCUGAAAUGUACAAAUUCAAAAAAGAGGAAAACAUUGCAAACGAGUAUCAACCUCGUACCGAAUGCAACACAACAACAAGAAAGUUCUAAUUAUGAAAUUACGAUUCAAGAUUCUGUAGAAUUGAACGUUGAAUAUCUCACUAAAAAGAGGAAAAAGUUUAUAGAAUGCAUGACGUCUGAAAGCAGUGCCUAUGUCAAUAAUAACACAGAUUGUCGUGUGUUAAAAAGUGAGUUAUCAGAUCCAUCGAAAGUGCAAAUUCUUGGAAGUAUUCAACACAAGCUUGGAGUUUUAUAUCAUUGUGAACACAAGAACCUUUUGUUUGCGAAUCUAUUGCAAAUGAAAGAAGACUGUCUUUACCACAAUCUUCUGCAGACGUACGACUUGAGUACUUCUAUAAUUCCUCUACAGUCACCUCUUAAUUUAUUAACCAUACUAAGCAAAGAUGCAAAAACAUCCAAGGCAUAUCGACGUUUAUGUGUUAAGAAGGAAUACCAAUCUAUCUUUCAGCAAAAUGGAUUUCAAAUAGAAUUUGAAGUUGAACCAUUGCUCAAUGAAAAACAAAAAAGGAUUGUUAGGAUUGAUCUUGUAGGAAUGGUUAGCAACAAUGUAUUUAAUACAAGCGGAACCAAUGAUCACUACAGUUAUAGCCAGGACAAUUUGAUUGAGAUUCUUUCAAAGAUUGACGAAUUCGAACGUGAUAUUUUAAAAAACGAAGAAAUAGUCAAACUGAUGAGUGAAAGGAAAAUUGCAAAAGACGAUCUCAUCUCUCAAUUCACCGUUAUGCAUUAG